Molecule: messenger RNA, 1950 nt
Organism: Manihot esculenta (cassava)
Lineage: Eukaryota; Viridiplantae; Streptophyta; Magnoliopsida; Malpighiales; Euphorbiaceae
Exons: 8
Coding region: 839-1717 (292 amino acids)
Source: RefSeq, a predicted model, not a curated record
UUAUCCCUCGACUUCAAAGCUUCUGCCAUUUCUCUCGGUUAUCAGCUCCCCACCGUAACCAUCAACUCCUUAAUCCAGUUCCUCCUCAUCUCGUUCGAUUUCGGAACCCAAAUCAUCACUUCCUUAACCACCGAGACUAACCCCCGAGAGCGACCUCCUGCUCCCUCCCGUUUCCGCUAGCGAAACCGCCACCGCCACCGCCACCUCCACCUCCACCUCCAAUAGUUCCAUAUUCACCGAGACUCAACGCAAUCCUCGACAAACCCCCUAUUUCGCAUAUCCUUAGACAACUCCACUCCAUUUUCCCCAACCCAUCGAUGCUGAAGCAGAACCCAUUUUCGCCCUUUGAGGCCAAACCAGCUUCUUCCCACGAACCCACCGUUCAUCCACCAGUGCACAUCCAGUGAGCAGCACCAGCGAGGUCCCUCCCAUCGUAGCAGUUCCACAGUGCAUUUCGGGAUUCUUCGGUAGCUCCAGAGGCAGAAUCUCAUUUUCAUUGGCAUCCCCAUCAGCAAAUUGGGCCAAGGGUUUAAGUAUUCGUAAAUCUACUGUUAAUCGCCCAUCUUUCAGUUCUGUUUUUUCGAUUGAAUGCAAAUAUUAACUUCUUUAUUUUGGGUUUUCUAUACUGUUGAGUUUUGAGAAUCUGUUGUUUGAGAACUUCCUGCAUUUGCUCUUUGGAACUUCCUGCUUUUGACUGUGGUAAAAAUCCUAUCAUUUAUGUUGAGAGUCAAAUCCUAAACCCAAAACCCUAAACCAUUCUAAAUAGAUAAAAACAAAAUUGUCCUAAACCUUGUAUGAGAGGUUGUUUCAAGUGAGAGAGAAAACAUAGAGUUAGAAAAUGUCGAUUGGGUUGGGAGUGGAGUUGCCGUUUGGGUGGAUUUCCAGCUGUCCUGAUGCAUAUAGCCACGCUCAUAGGAAGCGAAUCCCUGGCCGUCUGCAUCUCACUUCUUCUUUUCCUGGCGAUGCUUGUACUAGUAAUGACGAAACUCUGAACAGUGGAAAAAACAAUGGUGCCGUGGUUUCAGGAACCACGGCAAGGGGAAGGAGAUUACUCAAAAUUCGGGAAGAAAAGAGGAAACGUGAAAUAGAUCGCCUUAACAAUUACCCUUCCUGGGCAAAAGUGCUUGAAGAUGCGUGCAAAAACGAUGAGGAGCUCCGAGCCGUUCUUGGAGAUAGCAUAGGCAACCCCGAACUCAUGAGGAAAAGAGUUGAAGAUAGAGUAAGGAAGAAAGGUCGCAACUUUUACAAAUCAAAAAUGGGUUCUGUUCUUGCUUUCAGAGUCGGCUUUAGAGACUUCAAUCCUACGGAUUCCUACAUAUGGUUUGAAUUAUAUGGAUCUCCAUCUGAUCGGGAUGUUGAUCUUAUUGGCAGUGCUAUCCAGUCGUGGUAUGUUAUGGGGCGCCUGGGUGCUUUCAAUUCUUCAAAUUUGCAGUUGGCUAAUCAGUCAAUGGAGUACAAUCCCUUCUACGAUGCAGAUAAGGGCUUCAAGGUGAUGCCAUCAUCGUUCCAUGAUAUCAGUGACAUUGAAUUUCAGGAUAACUGGGGCCGCUUUUGGGUAGAUAUUGGUACAUCAGAUUUUUUUGCGGUAGAUGUGCUUCUCAAUUGCUUAACUGUAUUGAGUUCCGAAAAUUGUGGCAGCCCUAUAUUCUCCCCAUCAUUAUUAAAACUCCUUUUCUGGUUUUGUUUCUUUCUUCAUUUAUACAUGGCAGAUAUUUAGGCAUCCAACAGGUAGUUUUUGGGGGCCGCCAAAUAGGUGAUUGGGAAGAGGGGAUGACAGAUCCUGAUUAUGGGUACAAGUACUUCAAGAUUUAAGCAAAUAUGAAACACUCUUAAUUAUGACAAGUUUUGUAGUUUACAAAUUUUUAUUUUCUCGAUGGAGAAUAUAUAUUUUUUAUUGUGAUGAAAAUGUAAUUUUUUACAUAAGUAAAACAUUUAACUUCUGUUUGAAUU